AUGCGCCAGAACUUUUCUUCGCCCACAUUGUCACCUCUGCCGCCGUACCCUGCGAGUUCUCCACCUAAGGAACCACCAGCGUCACCGGCUCCUUCACCACCCUCUUCACCACCAGCACCUGAGCCAUCAGUACCUGCAAGCGACGAGAAUAAUAUGCGAGCGACACAUAUUCGCCCGCGCACCGCGCCCGCAUCUCCAGAGCGUCCAGGCACAGCGUAUAGCACGCGCUCGACAAUCCGCCAGGUCGAGCCGUCACCAGAUAGCCUCAGCGACGCGCUCGCCCUGGGCUUUGCACAUGGUGGCACACCGGCACCCGGAACCUCCUUCGAGCCUUUUUCGCUGUUCAACCCAGGUCAAGACGGUAAGACCGAACACGACGAGCACGGCAUGCACCAUUCCAGCAUCGAGCCCACCGCCCCAGUAGUAGCGCUGCGCCGCGGCGGCACACCAUCUGGUCGUUCCUCACCACGCAAGAGUCGAUCUUGCUCGCCGCAGAAAAGCAGAUCUGCAUCUCCGCGCAAACAGCUAGUUCGCACACCAACACUACCCGUGCACCAAGAAUCGUCAUCAUCUGCGUGCUCUGCCGUAAGCUCCGAGAAGUGGGAAGCACCCGACACGCCCUCUCCAAUUCCGCACGAGCAGCAAAGAGAAGCGUAUGCUCCACUGCAAGUCCGCAGGCCGUUCGCGGAGUCGAACAGUGAGGGCGAGCCUGUGGCAGGGCAUGAUACGCAUCCGAGGAUUGCGGAUUAUAUGCGGAAGAUGAUGCAGCAGCAGCAAGGUGCCAGGUCCAAGCCAGGCGAGAUCAAUCGCUCGCAAGUCGAGGUUCCAGAGCCAGUAAAGAGAGUCGUGGGUCCGCCAGCGCCGCACAUUGUACAAGCCAUGGUGCAACCCGACAAUCCGUCUCAGACUCUAUCUCCUUUUUUUGCAGCGCAGAGGCAGGCACAGAAGGAGCCGGCGCGCCAUAUCAGCGUAUCAAGGCGCAGUGAGGCAUCGGGUGCUUCUGUGGCGAGCAAGCAUAGUAUCUUUUCCACGCCGGGCAGGGAUGAGAUGGAGAGGAAGAAGCCGAUCGUCGAGGAGGAUGAGGGGCCGUUUGCGACGGCGACGAGUAUGCAAGAUCUUGAGCAGAGACGGAGGAGGGUGAGUGAGGGGUCGAAGGAUGGUGAUGGAAUUGGGAAGAGGGUUUGUGGAAUGAAGUGUGUAGUGAUGUAG
Molecule: messenger RNA, 1209 nt
Organism: Macroventuria anomochaeta
Lineage: Eukaryota; Fungi; Ascomycota; Dothideomycetes; Pleosporales; Didymellaceae
Exons: 1
Coding region: 1-1209 (402 amino acids)
Source: RefSeq, a predicted model, not a curated record